ACGACGCCCAAUCUCCUCCAAAAUGGGAUCCUCUCCUCCCCCUUCGCCGUUCAAGAUCUUCAUCGGGUACGACCCCCGAGAGGCGGCGGCGUACGAGGUCUGCGUCCACUCCCUCCUCAAGCGGCCACCAAGAUGGACGGCGCCGUCCAGACCGUCUACCCCCGCAAGAACUGGUCCUCCAUGGUCCUCUACAACUGCGCCCACCCCAAGAACCGGGUCCUCACGCCCGAGCUCGUCAGCAGGGAGAGCGGCGCGUUCCUCCACAGGUUCAUGUGGCUCGACGAUGGCGACAUUGGCGAGGUCCCCUCCGUCUGGAACUUCCUCGUCGGCCACAACAGGGUCGAGGAGGGCUACCCGAAGGCCAUCCAUUACACGAUGGGCGGGCCGUGGUUCGACAGGUACAGGGACUGCGAGUUUGCGGACUUGUGGCUCAAGGAGCUGGAGGAGAUGGAGAGCGGUGAGAAGAAGGGGGAGGGUCAGAAGGGGAAGGAUCAGAAGGACGAGGAGGUUAUCGAUCGAGAAUAGGCGAUCGUUCUUGAGAUUGAAUUCCAUUUGUAUGUCUGUAUUGCUUGAUGUUGGUUGCUGGAUGUAUUGGUCCGAUUUGUUAUUAGGCCGUCGCCGUUGGAGGUGGUGAUUAGUAUGUGAUUUAUGGGUUUAUGAUAAAUUCGAUUUGAUUCUAUC
Asparagus officinalis (garden asparagus) is the source of this 681-nucleotide messenger RNA. RefSeq names its product protein CDI-like. The annotation marks the transcript as partial. The transcript has a single exon. Lineage: Eukaryota; Viridiplantae; Streptophyta; Magnoliopsida; Asparagales; Asparagaceae. The record is from RefSeq and is a predicted model, not a curated record.